AUGUUUUACGGUUCUUCGUCGGGGGCAAGCAUGUCCCUGCCCUCCAAAAGUCGACUAAAGCGACAGAGUAGGACCUUUACACAGGUCCUGUACCGCACCUUAAGCUACCGCGACCGCGUCCCGGCUGAAGUGGGAACAAACACCCGUGGUGAUCGGCGGUCAACAACUGAGCCCCCGGAGCGACCGGAGGACGACCCCGCAGAGCUUUCCACUCAAAGCUCGGCACCGGGCGUCCUGAAGAUCUUUGGUGACGAGAUCUGCGCUGGUGCCAACUAUAAGAGCGUCCUGGCUACUCCCCGCUCCAGCGCUCAGGAGCUAGUUAAGGAGGCAUUGGAGCGCUACUCUCUCAACAAGGACGGUGCCCACUCCUACGUCCUGUGUGACGUGAUUGGGCGCCUAGAAGGAGUCGGCAGCGUUUGGCGGACCGAGUGCCUCCGUGCGUUAGGCGACAACGAAAAGCCACUACUGCUGCAGGAGCUGUGGAAGCCCCGAGAAGGACACGCACGACGCUUUGAGCUACGCAGGAGAGCUGAGGUAGACGAACUCAACGCCAAGGAGAAGGACACCAUUACAGCUGGGCCCAAAGCCCCCCAGUUCCUGGUGGCUCUAAUGGGUCGCAUGCACAGGAGCUCCCCUCUGCGGUCGUCUCGGGUGGCUCAUUCGGGCUCUAAAGACAUCAACGCACAGGCCCGCAAACUGCAGAGAAACCGGGCCAAGGGGGCUCUGACCUUGCCUCGCUCGAGCAACUCAUCCCUAUGUCGCAGCCUCAGCGAGACAAGCCUCAACCAGUUGGCGGUGGGAGACGAACCCAAGCGCUAUUACUCCACACUUCCGGGGCCAUACAGAGGCCGAGAGGUGGCGUCAGUCGGACGGCGCAAGGAGGAUGCAGGCCAGGGUGGCGUGCGCCACUCCCUCUACCAGUCGCCACACCUACUGUUGCUUCAGGGCUACAACAAACAGGAUUGCCUGGUGUACCUGUUGAACCGCGACCAGCAUACCGUGGGUCAGGAGACGCCGUCGGCUCGCCCCAACAUCUGCCUGUUCUCCCCCGACAUCCUGCCGCUUCACUGCCGCCUGCGUCGCGUGCCCACUCCGUUUCGCCAUUCCAAGGCGGAGGAGGCGGAGCCAGAUCCCCAGCAGCAGCGCUCGUCCUGUGUGGCAGUGGAGCCGGUCCUCAACGCUACCGUGCUGGUCAACUUCUCCCGCUGCGAGCGUUCCACCACACUGCGUCACGGAGACCUGCUUUCCUUUGGCGCGCACUACAUUUUCUUGUACAAGGACCCCACAGGCGCCAAGCCUCUCCCUGCCCAGACCCUAGCACGCCUCCGCAGCCUGGGCCAACUCUACGACAGCGGGACCGAUGAGAGCGGCACGUGCAAAGUUUGUGGGUCGGUGCUCAAAGACAGAGCGGCCACCGUAACCGGCGUGACGGCGACGCGGCGCAGCUUCAGGCCGCAACCUGUCAAACCUCGCUGUAGUGGGACUCUGACCGGGACAGACGGAGGAAGAGGGGGACAAAAGAGGAAGCUGCAGUUGGAGUUUGAGCCAGCUCAGGAAGACCAGCUGCUCAACCGAAUCAUGUCACUCAUUGAACCUGGAGGUGAUGACCACAAGUUGACCCCGGCGUACCUUUUGUGUUUGUGCAUACAACACUCGGCCUCCACGUUCCCGCCGGGAAGCUUUGGAAAGCUUCUGCUAAAGAUCGUCCGUCGAAUCCAGACAGUGGCCUGGGAGAAGACAAAGGAGUUAGCACAGAAGCAAGCUCAGCACCAAGACCCGGCAUCGCUAUCGCUGCUCAACAUCUCGGACCUGAUUCCAGACUUACAGACUAUCUUCUUUUGGAUGUCCAACUCCAUAGAGAUUCUCUACUUUAUUCAGCAGAGGGCGCCGUCGUACACGCACAACAUGGAGACGGUGCAAGGCUCAAAGGAGUCUCUGCUGUCAGCGACUAUCUCUGCCAAUGAGGAGGCCAUGAGCAUUCUGGAGGAGGUCAUCAUGUAUACCUUCCAGCAGUGUGUCUACUAUAUCACCAAGGCUCUGUACGUGGUUCUACCGGGUCUACUGGACUGUAAUCCAUUCCCGUUGGACAGUUCAGAGCCAUGCUGGAAAGGAGGCGUCGGAUUCCCCGAGCCGGUACGCAGGGUUCUCCAGGUGUUCCAGAGCACCCAGGAGCUGCUGCAGGGCUACCAGGUCCACCCGGAGAUCCAGGCGCAGAUGUUCGCCUACCUCUUUUUCUUCUCCAACGUGUCCCUCUUCAACCAGCUGAUGGACAAAGGUCCAUCUCGCGGCUGGUUUCAACGUUCCAAAGUUCUGCAAAUGCAAGCGUGUCUACGGAUGGUUUUAGAAUGGGCCCGCAAGUCGGCAUUGGGACAUCUGGCAGACAAAUUCUUCACAAAGCUCAACAGUUCCAUUGCCGUUCUGGCCACGCCGCCGCAGCAGCUCACGCAGAUGAGCUGGCGAGUGUUGUCCAGUGAGCAUUCAUCCCUGAAGCCAGUGCAACUGCACAGGAUCUUGACUCAGUAUCAGAUCACCGCAGAGACUGGGCCUGUGCCAUUGUGGCAGCCCGGCAGCGAGGACGAGGCCUACAUCUACCGGACAGUGGAUCUCCUAGAGAGCUUUGAAAACCACCCUCCCAUUGUGCUGCCCAGCGGCGGUUUUGGCGUGGACCUGGACGGUGAGCGCGUGGAGGACAGUGUCUACCGGCAGCUGCUCUAUGUGCGGCACUUCUUGUGGGGCUUGCGCGCCAAGACGCAUGCUAACACCACACACGCUAACGGCAACAACAAUAAUGCAGCGGACGUUCAGAGGGAUCCGCUACCCCCACCCUUGCUGCAUGGCAGUCCCCGUUUAGCCCCUGGUGAUGGAGAAGAAGACAGCAGCCGUAGUCAAGUCCACAGCCUCCGGCGGAACGGGGGCGGUGUCCUUCACCACCACCAUCAUCAUCAUCAUCACCACCAGCACCCUCACACUACGCCGGGCUACCCCGAGGGAGGGCCAGGCGGAGGGGGGGGAGCUCUGCAGAUGAACGGUUGCGGAAAAAAAGCCAAUGGCCUUAUUGCUAACGGCAUGGAAGGCUGUGUUAAUGGUGGCUGUGAGUUCCCCUUCCCCGUGUCCUCCUCCCCCGGCAUCCCUCCUUUCCCUGAUGACAUGUGUGUGGUGUUUGUAGUGGAACUGGACAAAGGACCCUAUGGACUCGGCAUGGGACUCAUCGACGGCUUGCACACGCCUCUCAAUGCUCCGGGGAUCUACAUCCGGACGCUUAUCCCCGAGGGGCCGGCGGCGACCGACGGCCGGCUCAGGAUCGGUGAUCGAAUCCUUGCUGUCAACGGGACCAGUCUGAUCGGAGCCGACUACCAGAGUGCGGUGGAUCUGAUCCGCCUGGGUGGGGGUCGCCUCCGCUUCCUGGUGGCAAAGUCAGACCCGGAAGUGUCGGAGAAAAUCAGCGCCUCGUCCUGUUGA
Messenger RNA from Nerophis lumbriciformis (worm pipefish), 3459 nucleotides. The record is from RefSeq and is a predicted model, not a curated record. Lineage: Eukaryota; Metazoa; Chordata; Actinopteri; Syngnathiformes; Syngnathidae.